AGCAUUUUCUUUACAGCCCCAAUCGGCAACUGUUCUCACUGAUACAUCUUGAUUAAUUUUAGAAUCGAGAAAGGAACUUGUUAGCAUUGUGUUAAACCGGCAGAAGGGUACUGAAUCGAAGCCAUCCGACGACUGGCUCGCCAAACAGAAAUAUUUCUUAUGCAAGAUAUUUGCUUCUCCGUUAUCUAGGAAAAGACGAGAUCUAGAGAAGCUUCCAUCAGAUCUUGUCAGUAUAAACGUGAUAAGGAAAAUCCUGGUAUAACUAUGACAAUAAAUCUUCUAGGCACCCGAGUUGUUCGUGGUCAAGAUUGGGAAUGGGGAAACCAAGAUGGCGGAGAAGGUUUUGUAGGUACAGUAGUUCAAGUCGGAAGAGACAAGAAGUCGCCUGUGACAGAACAGCUUGUUUACGUACAGUGGGAUUGUGGAGGGAAGCACAACUACAGGGCUGGAAUCGAAAAGAAACACGAUCUUCGAAUUUUUAGUUUCACAAAUGGCGACGCGAAACAUUUAUUUCGUAACUGCGAUGGUUGUAAAGAAGAUCCUAUCAUUGGACUGCGCUGGCACUGUUUAGAUUGUCCCAACUAUGAUCUGUGCAGCAAGUGUUACAUGAACGAUAUCCAUGAUGUCAAUCAUCGCUUUGAACGAUUCGACAAGAGUCGCGCCAAAGGCAUCCCUGUUGGCAAAAGGCAAGGCGCCACUCAGCUUGAAGCCCGCGGAAUGUUUAAGGGAGCAAAAGUAACCAGAGGACCAGACUGGGAAUGGAAGGAACAGGAUAACCAAUCUCCUACGGAAGGCGAGGUUACUGAGGUCACCAGCUGGAGUGACGAGACAAAUAAUGAUGCUGUGAGGGUGAACUGGAACAAAGGACCGAGGGGGGACAUUUAUAGAUUGGGAAAAAAUGGAAAGGUUGACCUCAAGUGUACUUCGUCAGCUGUAGGAGGAUAUUAUUACAGAGAUCACUUACCACCUCUCACAAUGCGGAUAAGAAAGUCCAAAAGUGGGUUUACGACUGGUGACAAAGUCUACCUUCAGAAGCUUGCGGUAGUAAAGCUUCAGGAGUUAUCCGCUGGUCAUGGAGGAUGGAACGCAGACAUGGAAAGGUACAUAGGGAAAAUUGGAGUCGUGCAAGAUUUCACAACCGAUGGUGACGUUGUUGUAGAGUAUCGCGACAGAAGUUGGUGUUACAAUCCAGCAGCUUUGACAAAGAUACAAAAAUUUAAGCAAGGCGAUGAAGUUGUAGUUAAAAGUGAUGAACACUUAGUCAAAGAGCUCCAAAAAGAACAUGGAGGAUGGAACGAGUCCAUGAUAUCAAUCCUUGGUCGUACCGGAAAGGUAUUGGAAGUUGAUAGUGAUGGUGGCAUUUUAGUGUCAGUAGAAGGCACCACAUGGAUGUUGAGCCCGGCUGCUGUGACUUCUGUCACAGACCCAGACCCCCAGCAGUCAACAGUGUCUGGUGACAUGGGCAGCGAAGACCCGUUAGGGCUUUUCAGUCUCCAACGUCAAGCUCAUGAACAGGAGGACCGCGGCCUUGUGAAUGCUGCACAAAGCAACAACCUCCUGAGACUCAAGGAAAUCUUGGAUGCUAACCCAGAACGGAUUGAUGAGCUAGUGGAUGGUCGCACAGCUCUUCAUGAAGCAUGUUACCAGGGGCAUUGUGACAUCAUUAGAGAAUUGCUUGAGAGAGGAGCUGAUAUGGAAAUACUGGAUGAUCAGGGAUACACAGCCAUGCAUGUCUCUACUUACCAAGACGAAAGCGGUGAAGCCUUAAAGCUGUUACUGGAGAGAGGUUUUGACCCAAAUGUUCAACAUGGAAGUAAUAAGAACACACCCUUACAUUGGGCUGUGCAAAAGAAAAACGAAACGGCAGUACAGAUCCUGACACAGUGCCCUGAGUGUGACGUCAAUCUUCAGGACGAAGAUGGUGAUACCCCUCUCCAUGAUGCCAUCCUUUUAGAACACCACAACAUGGUGGAUAUGCUGUUAGACUGUCCAAGAAUUUGUUACACUCUUUGUAACGGAAAAGGUUUCAACUAUCUUCACCUUGCUGUUUUAAAAGGAAAUAAACGCGGCGUGGAAAGAAUUUUUGCCAAAACCGGGAAUUCCUUGAAUGUUGUCAAAGAUGAUGGGUUUACGACCCUUCAUAUUGCAGCAAAUAACGAUCAUCGUGAGAUAGCUAAGAUCCUUUUAAAGAAGCCGGGGUGUGAGGUAGAUGCUCCAAGCGCUGAAAAUCAUUCGGCACUUCAUUUAGCCGCCAAUGCAGGGCACUCAGUCAUGGUAGAACUGUUGUUGGACUUUGGAGCUAAUGUGAACUCGAUGGAUAAUGACGGAGAUACGGCACUUCACAUCAGUUUAAUGAGGGAACACGAACUACAGAGUAAUCCGAGAGCAAUGUAUGGUCCGGAGUUACUACCUGGAAUACGAAAGAGCAGUGCGUCCUUCGUUGCUGUAUCACGCUGCUUGUUGAACUAUGGAGCUGACGUAUGGAAAGUCAAUGGCUCAGGGGAAACACCGCUGACCAGAUGUCGAGGAUCGGAAGUUGAGCAACUCAUUCGGAAGAUUGCAGCCUGUGGACGGACCACAGACAAUAAGAAAGUUCCAAGUUUUGGGUCGUCGAGCGAGUCGCAAACAGAACCUGAGUCAGAGGAUGCUUCAUCUUCAGCAAGUGCGGCAACACCGAUAGACGAAACUGAAAAAGAUGAUAAAAAUCAACCAGAUAGUACGAGUAGCACUGAUGAGGGAGAAGAUACGUUUUUACGGCGCUUAAUAAGUGCCUUAUGCAGUGGAGAUCAACAAGAAUCAGUAUCAGAGGAGAUGUCAGACGAGAUGAAGAGUGAAGACGUUCAAGAAGGCGAAACAACUGAAAGUGUAUCGCAGGAAACAGCCCUGGUGAGAAAUAUAAUGGAGGAAGACACAUUUUGUCUGGAGAAUGUGGUGUUGGAAGUGACUAAUAAAGUUGCAGUGGAAACCUGGGCCUCAGACAUCUCAAACAACAGUGUCGUUCAACCUGCUGAAAUGGCAGAGAAUAACACCGACACAGAUAUGGACGACAGCGAGGGCCCACAAUCGCAGACACAAUCAACAGACGACGAUGUUAAUAUGGAUCAGGAGACAGAAAAUGAAGAAAAAAAUCCAUCGACAUCUGAUGAUCUUAAAGUGCUGUGUAACAUAUGUGAGGAGGCUGAGGCUGUUGUUGCAUUCAAACCCUGUGGCCACACUGUUGUAUGCACAGAAUGUGCAGCCCGAUUAAAGAGAUGUUUGGAUUGUAAAACGCCUAUUACUGGUAAAAGAACGAGAGAUGGUAACCCAAUCAUUGGAAUAAACAACAAGUCCUUGCUCUCGCGAUAUCAGCAACUUGAAGCAAAGUUUCGGAAAUUGGAGGAAUUCGUUGUGUGUUGUAUUUGCGUGGAAAGGAAGAAGGACGUCAUUUUCCGCUGUGGCCACGGCACAUGUCAGUUUUGUGCAAAGCAGCUUAGUAUCUGCCAUAUUUGCCAGAAGCCCAUUGAGAUGAAAAUACAGAUGUUUUAAUUGUGUGGGUUAAACACUAUCUACACUAUCUAUCGAUACGCCAUGAGAGCUCGUUCGAUGAACAACCACUGCUGAGUGAAAUCAGUCUUUUUCUAUGUUCUACAGUACUAAAGAUUUACAUCAAAGGUCAACGAAAUAAGAAAAAAAGAGAUUCAUAUUGUGAGCUUCUCGAAAAGAAAUCGAGUCAAAUAAGGCCAUAUAUUCAUAAUACAAUACAUGGAACGAAGGAAAAUAUUUAUGAAUCAAACGAGUUCAAAUUGAGUAAUUAAGUGUUAUGAACUGAGUUGAAAACGUAAAUUCGCCACCGUAAAGAGUUUAAAGGCUGUCGUUUCGAGCGUUAGCCCUUCGUCAGAGCGAUUGGAGGAAUUGUGGGUUGUGUGUGGGUUUAUAUGCAGAAAAUGGAGCUACUCUAUUGGUGGGAAUAUGGUGAUGAGAAGACAAGAACAAAUUAGUUAAAUAAAAGGCGCUCGUUGAUACCGUAAGGAUUAAGAGUGCGAUUUGGAAAAUAAAUUUUUGUUCUAAAGUUUUGCCGCUUUCCUAACUGCCUGGAUGUAGGGAAAGGCCGCAAGCUGUCAUAUGCUGUUUAGAAUGAUUAAGGAGAUUAAAGUGUCAAGCGACUGGUU
Messenger RNA from Pocillopora verrucosa, 4148 nucleotides. NCBI's taxonomy places the organism in Eukaryota, Metazoa, Cnidaria, Anthozoa, Scleractinia, Pocilloporidae. The record is from RefSeq and is a predicted model, not a curated record.